Molecule: messenger RNA, 2266 nt
Organism: Cladocopium goreaui
Lineage: Eukaryota; Dinophyceae; Suessiales; Symbiodiniaceae
Source: the annotation of a GenBank genome assembly
GCACAUUGCUGCCCUGCACAUGUUAUGUUGUUAUCUUUGGCCAGAGCUUAGAGGGUUGAGGAGAUGCUCAACGCACCUGGGAGCACUGGCGACAUAUCGCUUCUUGUCCAGAGAAGUGAACAAAGGCUACCUUCCCGGGUAAACCUUCAGGAACAUCGGUGCCAAUCUCAAGGUCUUGAGUUUGCUGCCAGCUUAAUUGUUCCAAUCUGUGCAACUGUUCCCUAUUGGACUACCUCUCGGAGGAGAAGCCUACUGAGAGAAGCAAAAAGGGCUGGUUUAUUCAGAACAGCAUGUUCUGCAGGAACCAAUUCUGCAACUUCAAAGAGGCUUGGUUAUUCGCAGCUUCAUGAUGAAGACGAGGAUGAGGGCCCAGCUACUACCGUUCUGGAUUUCAGCAACACAGAAGAGCGCCUCAAAAACAUCAAGGAUGUUACCCGCACGCCCGUAACUCUUCUCAGCGGCUUUCUUGGAUCAGGCAAAACUUCCUUGUUGAAACACAUCCUGGAGAAUCAGGAGGGUGUGCGGCUGGGAGUUGUUGUGAAUGAUGUAGCAGCUGUCAACAUCGACGCCCAGUUGAUCCAAAGGUAUGAACGCAGUGGUACAAUCGAAAUUGCGGAGCUUGCAAAUGGCUGUGUUUGCUGCACCGCAUCAGAUGAUUUGGUCGCCUCAGUCCAAGAGCUGGUGAACAGAGCUUACACAAGGCCUUUUCACCAUGUCGUUAUUGAACUCAGUGGAGUCGGCGAGCCAGAUGCCAUCAAGCGACACUGGGACAUUGGAGUCGAAGUGGGAAUGCCAGCGACCCUCAUGACGGAAAUCAAGCGCACGAUUGCCGUCGUGGAUUCGAGCUUGUUCGGCAAUGACUGGAUCGACAGCCGCAAGGCAACCGCGAGAAACGAAGAGGGGUCACAGCAUUCCGGUCUGGAAACCGUGGGUCAGUUGCUGGCAGAACAGGUUGAAAGAGCGGAUCUGGUACUGAUGAACAAGACCGACCUGGCCACCAAAGAAGAACUGAAGACGACAGAGGAGGUUCUGAAGGCAUUGAAUCCAGACGCCGAAUUGAUUCGAUGCACAUACGGCAAGGUCAGUCCGAUAGAGCUUCUUCCAGAGAUUCCUCACGGACUCAAAUAUCCCGAAUUUGGCAAAGGAAGGAACUUUCGCUGGGCUCAAAAUCCUCAUGUUCUGCAGAUCCGCGUCAAGGUGCCCGCUUCUACGAAGUCCAAAGACAUCAACUUCGACAUUGGCCGCACCUGGUUGCAGAUUUGGGUCAAGGGCGAACCUGUGCCUAGACUCCAAGGGAAGCUCUUUGGACGCUUGAAGGGCAUUGAGGAAUGGCUUUGGGAGUUGGAUGGAGAAGGUGAUGAUCGGCAUGUUGCAGUUUUUCUGGAGAAGACAGAAGAGGGCAUGUGGGAAGACCUUUGGGAGAAACAGUGCCCAGGUCAGCCAUUGACAGAACAUGAACCUGCUGCUGCAGAAGCUGAAGCUGCAGAGGCUGCAGAAGCUGCAGCUGACGCAGGUGCAAUUUCCUGCACCCCCUGCGCUCCAAGUAUUUUCCAAAGGUCCAGACGCAACAAAGCAGCAAGCAGAAGAUUUGGUAUCAGAACUUUCACCUACGAACGUCGAAGGCCUUUCAAUGCUGUGCGACUGCAAAGGCUCAUUGAAGAGUGGCCGUUGCCCAAAAAAAACAAGAAGACUUUCAGCCUCACAGACUUGGAGUCUAGCACAGAGGCAGAGGCAUCUGACAUCAGAGCUGCAUUUAAGCCGAUUCUCCGCUCCAAAGGAUUCUGCUGGGUGGACUCGGAGCCCUUUCGUGUGAACGAAUGGUCGCACGCUGGCAGAUCGCUGUCUGUUUUGCCUGAGGAUUGGUGGUGGUCUGUCCUGAAACCUGACCAGCUGAAUUUUCAGAUUUGUUAUCCUGGUGCAAAAGGUAACUUUGAAAGGGUUCGUCGCGACAAGUGGCAGGAACCUUGGGGCGAUAGAAGACAAGAGAUCGUCUUCAUCGGUGGUCCAUGCAUGCGAGAACGCGACAUCACCAGGAUUUUGGAUGACUGCUUGCUGAGCGACUCAGAGUUGGAAGAGUUUCGUCAAAGUACGCUAGACACACAUCCGCCAGACACAUAUUUCGGCAUUGAAGGUUUGCUGCGCCAAAUGGGUGAAGACCCUGAGACAUUUGGCAGAGGAAACGCAGGUGAUGAGGACACAAUAGAUGUAUCUCCUCAUGCAGAAGACGUCCAAAAAGACUCUUGACCUUGCUGCAAUAGAAUGAAAA